Messenger RNA from Rhineura floridana, 2602 nucleotides. It is a transcript of the gene IKBIP, whose product is annotated as IKBKB interacting protein. The record is from RefSeq and is a predicted model, not a curated record. The transcript is spliced from 4 exons. Lineage: Eukaryota; Metazoa; Chordata; Lepidosauria; Squamata; Rhineuridae. The coding region runs from base 522 to 1628 and encodes 368 amino acids.
AGCCCACUUCCUCCUUCCCGGGUCAAAGCGAAGCGUUAACGGGGCGGGGCAAGCGAGAAGAACGAGUCUCCACCCAAGUCUCUGAGGAGAAGCGCUACUUCAACAGAGUGAGGGCAAACCUCCUCUCUAGCAGCCCCGAACGAACAAAGCCAGAGAGGCGCGCCCCCGAACUGCGCGCGCGCGCCCUCUCUCUCAUCGUUUCUUGGUUCAGCGCCCGCCACAGAAGAGACAAGAAAGAAAGCGCGCCCUUGCGCGCCUCUCCCGUCAGUUUUAUUAUUAUUAUUACUUUGUUAACCCCACGCUGGCGGCCGCAUGGGAGGGCACGCGAAGAAAGGUGGGGUCGUAGGUCAGUGUUGGCGUCGAGCGUGCGGUCUGACGCGACGUGGCGCCGCCAUGCGCCCAAGCCAAGCCAAGAGCGAACGGAUGUGCGGGUAGCCCCGGGGCUGAAGUAAAAUUUGGAGGUGGAACUCGCGCCCCGCCCCUUUUCUCAUCUAAAGGAAUUGUGUAGAGACAUUGGAAAUAUGUCUGAAGUUAAGCAAAGAAGGAAAGCCAACCUUUCAGCCAAAUCAAAUGAAGAUCAAGCAAAGAAACAGUCAGCUUUCGGGACUACUGGUGGUGAAACAGCUAUCUGGAUGGACCCUCGAACAGCCUCAAGUAUACUAUCCCUUAUAGCUUGUUUAGGACUCACAUGGUUUCUUUUUCAGCAGUCAGCUCAGCUGGCUGAAGUAGAAGAAAAGUACCAUUUAUUAAAGCAGGAAGCUGUAAAGUUUGAAGAUAUGGAAAAUAAGAUUAACUUAAUGUCUGAAAAGUUUGAAUCUUCUUCGGAUAUCCUGCAGGAAGCCUCUUUAUCUGUCUCCAUGGUGACCAGGUUUGAGCAAGAAGUAUCCUACCUCCGUAACACCAUACAUGACAUUCAAAACAGUGAGCAGGCACUCUCUAAAAAGAUGCAGACCACUGAUGCAAAAUUCCAAAAUAUAAUAGAGUCCUGGGAAAAGAGCCAAGCUGAAAUGGGUACCAAUACUAGCAGUUUAAAAUCAGAAGCCAAGCUUUUACGUAGUGAAGUUACCUCUCAAAUUAAUGCUGCAGAUCAAAAACUAAAAUCCGUUUCUGAAAGAUUGAAAGACCUUGAAGACAGUACUAUGAGAAACCUCAAAACAUUAAAUAGGCAAGAGGAAGAUGAACUGGCUAAAGUUGAACAGCAACUGCAGUCUGAUACCAAGGCAGCUGGAAAAUUAGAAGAACAGCAGAACAGUCUGUUAGAUAGAAAUAAUGAUCUGAGCCAGAAGCUUGCAGAAUAUGAACCCAAACUGGAAGAAUGCAAAACCCGUUUACCAGCCAUAGAGAAUGCCAUUCACUCCGUUAUUAGAGUAUCAAGGGAUCUGACUGCUGUAGAGAAGAAAAUGGAAGACAUGACUAUAAAGGUGUUCCGUGUGGAAGAUGAGGUACUGAAAACUGUAUCUGAGAUCAUGGAUAUACAAAAAACACUUGAAAGCAUGCAGUAUGAGAACAGCCUGUUAAAACUGCAGAAUGAAAUGCUUGUUUUAAAGGGAAAAGUUAAUGACUUUGCAGAAUUUGCAACGGAAGCAGAAGAACAUACAGAAAACCACCAUAGUGUGAAUUACGAGUGAACCUAUUCACCCUGAACAAUAUUGGUAUAUUAUACAGCUUGAGUAGCAUUCUCACUGAAAUAAAUGAGGUUUCACUUUCAUUGGACUCAUGUGCAUAAGGAAAACUAUGACUUUUUUUUAAAAGACAGUGAAAAUAUUGCUUACAUUCCUAUGUGUUUUUGUAGGCUUGUUGGUUUAAAUAAAUUGGACAAAAAUGCUAUUAAGGGGUUUUUAAUAUUCAGUUGUGUAUUUAAAUCUUAUUCUGAAAAUGUUAUAUAUAAUAGAAAAUUAGAAUAUGAAUUGGCAAAUUUGUUGUACUCUCCCCUUAAAAUAAUAUUUUGGGAAAACGUAAUACUCUACGUUGGACUGCCCUUGAAGACUGUUCAGAAACUACAGCUAGUCCAGAAUGCAGCGGCCAGAUUGCUGAUGCGGACCAGAAGGUCCGCUCAUAUAACACCUGUUCUGGCCCGUCUGCACUGGCUUCGUAUUUGUUUCCGGGCUAGAUUCAAAGUGCUGGUUUUGACCUAUAAAGCCCUACACGGCAUGGGACCGCAAUACCUGGUGGAACGCCUCUCCCAAUAUGAACCUACCCAUACACUGCGCUCAACAUUUAAGGCCCUCCUCCGAGUGCCAUCCCAUCGAGACGCUCGGAGGGUGGUGACUAGAACUAGGGCCUUUUCAGUGGUGGCCCCCGAACUGUGGAACAGUGUCCUCGAUGAGGUGCGCCUGGCGCCGAUGCUACUAUCUUUUCGGCGCCAGGUGAAAACCUUUUUAUACUCCCAGGCAUUUUAAAGUGUAUUUUAACAGUAUUUCACUAUUAUCUUGUAUUUUAGACGUUGUUUGGUUCUUUUAUUGUUUGUUUUUGGUUCUUGAUUUAUUGUAUUUAUUGUACUUAUACACUGUGCUUGUUUUAUCUUUUAUGUACACCGCCCAGAGAGCCUUCGGGCUUAGGGCGGUAUAUAAAUUAAAUUAAAUAAAUAAAUAAUACAUGUUAA